UUUCCUCCCGUCAACAUGCCUGUCUUAGAGGCUCCCGAAGACAGGAUGAAAAAAUUUAAGUACCGCAGCAAAGAUGUAUCUGCGAGGCGACAACAGAGGAUUGCUGCCAACUUGCAACUCCGAAAGGCCAAGAAAGACGAGCAGGCCUUAAAGAGAAGAAAUAUCAGCCAGUUCUCCAAUGACUUGGUUUCUCAAGAACCAGUCAAAAUGGCCAGCCUCAUUCUGGAAGAUAUAAUCAAAGGUGUGAAAAGCUCAAAUCCAAUCUUGUGUCUCAAGGCCACUCAGGCUGUCAGGAAAAUGCUAUCUCAGGAAAGGAACCCUCCUGUGAAAUCGAUUAUCGAGGCAGGGCUCAUUCCCAAGCUGGUAGAGUUCCUGAAGGUGGCACUUCUCCCUGACUUGCAGUUUGAGGCAGCGUGGGCUCUCACCAACAUUGCCUCAGGAACUUCAGAGCAGACCCAAGCUGUUGUGAAUGGGGGUGCCAUCCAGCCCCUGAUCGAACUCUUGUCUUCUCCACAUGUGACUGUGUGUGAGCAGGCAGUGUGGGCCCUUGGUAAUAUAGCCGGUGACGGCCCAGCAUUCAGAGAUGAUAUCAUUGCCAACAAUGCCAUUCCAAGACUACUUGGUCUUAUUUCGACAAACAUACCAAUCACAUUUCUUCGGAACAUCACAUGGACUUUGUCUAACCUGUGCCGAAACAAGAACCCAUACCCUUGUGAGCAGGCUGUGCUGCAGAUGCUGCCUGCCCUCUCUGAGCUCCUGCAGCAUCAUGACAAUGACAUCCUCUCAGACACCUGCUGGGCCCUGUCCUACCUCACGGAGGGCCACAAUGACCGAAUCCAUCAUGUGGUGGCCAUGGGGGUCCUGCCCAGGCUCGUAGAGCUCAUGACCAGCUCAGAACUCAUUAUCUUGACCCCUUCUCUCCGUACUGUGGGUAACAUUGUCACAGGAACUGACCAGCAGACCCAGAUGGCCAUCGAUGCUGGCAUGUUGAAGGUCCUGGGCCAGCUCCUGAGACACCCAAAGUCCUCUAUCCAGAAGGAAGCUGCCUGGGCCAUGAGCAAUGUGGCAGCUGGGCCCAGACACCACAUCCAGCAGCUGAUUGCAUGUAACCUGCUGCCCCAGUUGGUAGCCCUACUAAGAAACGCAGAAUUCAAGGUCCAGAAGGAAGCUGUAUGGACCGUGGUUAACAUUGCAACAGGGGCCUCUCAGAGCCAGCUGGCCUUGCUUAUUCACUCAGGAGUCUUGGAGCCGCUGCUGAAUCUGCUCACUGCUCCAGACAUAAAGAUCAUCACCGUUAUUCUUGACAUUAUUUCUUUCUUUCUCCAGGAGGCAGAUAAGCUGCAUGAGAAGGAAAAACUGUGUCUUUUGAUGGAAGAAGUUGGUGGUAUUGAAAAAAUUGAGUCCUUACAGCUCCACCAGAAUUGUCAUAUUAGCCAGAGUGCCCUGAACAUUAUUGAGAAAUACUUUGGUGAGGAAGAAGAUGGUGACAGUUUCCACAAUCCAGGGCUGAGAGUGUGAAUACAUGAAGCG
Molecule: messenger RNA, 1530 nt
Organism: Phodopus roborovskii (desert hamster)
Lineage: Eukaryota; Metazoa; Chordata; Mammalia; Rodentia; Cricetidae
Gene: Kpna7
Product: karyopherin subunit alpha 7
Exons: 10
Coding region: 16-1518 (500 amino acids)
Biological process (GO): NLS-bearing protein import into nucleus
Cellular component (GO): cytoplasm; nucleus
Molecular function (GO): protein binding; nuclear import signal receptor activity
Source: RefSeq, a predicted model, not a curated record